UACCGUAAACAACAACGAAGCAUUCCGCCACUUUUCGGCGGGCUUGAUUUCUCUCGCAGCCGGUGUGAGUUGCGAUUUAGUUUUGUGGUGUGCAUCGAUGCUGGAGAAGUCGGGUUGCGCUGAUGCUGAUUUGAGACAUUAUCUGGUGAGACUAGUCCUAGAAUGAACACAACUCUAAAACCAGUACUCACAACAUCUGGUCCCCAGUCAGCUCAAGUCGCCGCCCAAUUGAACAAGCCAAUGCAUCCGCAAGGAGGAGCUCCGGCGACCUACGGCCAACCGCCCUCCUCUCACAUGCCCCAGAACCUGGUCAAUUUACCCCACAACACGAACGCGGCCCAUACUCAUCCAAACGCGUCCCAGAAUCACUAUUCCCUAAAUGUGCCCAACAAUUCGUCGUACAAUUCCGGCAUACCGGCCAGCAAUCACCCGGUAGCGAACGUGCCCUCUUCCGCUACCGCCGGACAAGUGUACAAUGCGCCGAAGGCUCCACCGUUCUCGGGAGGAUAUCAACCGAAUCUCGGACAUCCUCCAAAUCAAAAUGCGCUACCUCCGGUUAGCCAGACUUUACCCGCCACCACACAAGCCCAACAACCACAAGCGGCGGCCAGCGCACCGGCAGAGGCGGCGACAGCGUCCGCAUCGCCGGAAAAGCCACAGUCCAACGGAACAACCGAGGCGAAGUCGCCUGUCAAAGCGGACGCACCGCCUGGCAACCACGUGACGCCUCCGAAGGAAAAAACGCCCGCUCCUCCACAAGUACCUCAGAACUCGUCCAGUUCGCCGGAAAAACCCGCUGCCGAUAAACCAGCACAAGCAGCACCGGCACCAUCAUCGGUUCCCUCUGAGCCGCCAAAACCAGCACAACAACCACCAGCGGCGUCCUCCGCUCCAGAACCCGCCGCCAAAACGCCAGAAGAGGCCAAGGCACCCGCUCCUGCUGCACCGGCACCCGCGGAAUCUCCCGCAGCGUCCGCUAGUGAGAAGAGUGCGGCCGCUGAAGCCGGAGCCCUUGCGGAAAAGAAGGAACUGGUGAAGGUUGCCGAAAAAAAGGUGGAAGAGAAAGCAGAAAAGAAAGAGGACAACGUUGAUGGAGAGGCUGAAAAGGUCGUCGACGAAAAGGUGGAUGAAUCGUCGGAAACGGACGGAAGCGAGAAGACGGAUGGUGACACAGAGGAGGAGGCUGCACCUGCCAAGUUCGCUGAACAGACGUCUCCCACCAACAAAACAAGUCCAGCCAAGACCACAUCACCAUCAGCCACGACGCCUAGAACGCCAACGCGAAAGACCAAACCAUCUGCGGCCAAAACGGAAGGUGAACCUUCUCCUAAAACUCCACGAAACGACAAAUCACCAGUACAAAAACUUACCACUACCGGCAAACUUAAGCGACAGAGGACUAGGACGCAGCCCUACCAAAGUCCUCUGCCUGAAUUGGAAAUUAUAUCCAAAAUGAGUUCAACUCCCAACAGAAAUAAUGAUGAAAAGUUAAUUGUAUUCUACAAAAAUGAAUUCUUAGCUGUUAGAAAUUCAGAAGGAACCUUUUAUGUAUGCCAAGCAGUACAAAAUAUAUACAAGUCAUCAUCAAAAAUUAAAAUUCGUUGGCUAUCGCAGGAUACCAGUGACAAAUCUGGGGAGAUUUAUACUCCUGAUUUUUAUGACUUGACAGAUUUUGAUUGUAUAUUGACUAAUUUAAAUCUGACUAGAGUGGAUAAGGGCAAAUAUAGGUUGCCCAAUGCCGAAAAAGAGAGAACAGAUAGUAUUUUAAACAGAUCUCUAGCCGUUGAAAAGGGCGAAGACGUUUUGGAAGAAUCUUUCACAGAAGAGCAUCCAGAUGGUUUGGAUAUUUCUCUGUACAAAGAGGAGAGCCAGUUAAACAAGCGAAAGGGCACGAAACGUAAAGCGUCCUCAGCCGCGAAAGCUGCUAAAAAAUCCACCGCCACUAAAAAAACUCCCGACGCCCCGAAAGUCCGCAAAGUUGCUUCCAGUAAAGUGAGCGGCGGCAAGAGGAAGACGGGUAAGAAGUCUGCCGGUGCUAAAGCGACGGAUGUGAAAAAAGCUGCAUCAGCGACGGCGACAGCGACAACGUCACAGGCUACGCCAUCGACCAGCUCCACCAACAGGGCGAACAGAGCCGCAAAACGACGAAGCGAUAAUGUCAAGACAAGUCCUGUGGUUGAUCAGAAGAAGGCGAGAGUUCUCGCUAAAGUGGCGAGAAAGAAUGCCGUUCCCGCAGAGACACCGUCGACCGCUAAGAGUAAAGCAGUCGCUGCUAAAAAUUCAAAAAAUUCCAAACCUGCCGCAGCAACUUCCUCAAAACCGACAAAAACAGCGGCGCCAAAAUCAACAGCGGUAGUUUCGACGAGGAAGACCAAGAGGUCGGCUAAAAAAUAACUCAAAUCCAAUUACUAAUUAGGUAUUUCAUAUUUGAUUGUGUAUAUUUUUUAUAUUUUUAAUUAAUACUUUAGCAAUCUUUAUUUUGUAUUCGUUUGUUCAACUGAUAAUUCGACCGUUUGUGAAAUGGUGUUGAUAAUCCGUGAACAAAUUUGUUUAUGGCAUAUAGAACAACUUCAAUUCACACUUUAAUAUGUAUAUUAAUGUACGUAUUUUAAAUAUGUACUGUAUGUAGAAACCAUACCUGGCCUUAAAAAAUAAAGUUAAUUGAAGCGUGUAUUGGAUUUGUUCUUUGUUAUAUUGCAAUGUUUAUAGCUAUAAAUAAAUAUAUUAUUGGCCAUUUUGAUAAUGGACACAGAGACGAUUGAACGAUUCAAAUUGUAUAAAUCUGCUGCAUUGAUAUAUACAUAUAUUUUGUCUUAUUAUUUAUUCAAUUGUUACAAAGAAUAUAUUUUUCACUUUAAGAAUAUUGUCAUGUCAUAUUUUGUCCCAGUAAGAUACCGUAUCAUCAAAACUUAAGUUCAUUUAAAAAAUUUGGCAAAAUAUACGUGCAAUUACCUUAAUUCUUAAUUUUAGCAUUUUCACUUUAUUUAAAAAAUUUGAUUUGAUUUGCUAGUAAAAAUGGAUUUGAAAUCUAUUUUUCAUGGUCAGGCCCCAAGAAAAAUGCAUUGACAAAUUUUUUGACAAAGUAUAUAAUAACCAAUUUUUCUUUUAAAUAUUUGAUAUUAUUUCAGAUUGUAAGUAGAAUCGACAUGCUUGUAGCUUAUUCCUUUGUUCUAUAAGAAGUUUGUAAGAAGUCAUAUCAUACUUUUUAAUUUAGAAACACUUUAGCAUGCUCUUUUUGAUGAUGCAGUAUUUUUUUUGAGCGAUAGUUGUCUAUUGAAGACGAAAGCGAAAACAGCGAACGAAUAGUGGAGUGGAUAUGCCACGCAAAACGAAAAAUGUUGGGAGUCAAAAUGGAAUGCCAUAAAUGCUUUUUUCCUACAAGAGGCAUAUUUGUCUUUUGAAGUUUAAAUGUUCAUAAAGUCAAUGCAUAAGGUUUACAAAUACUGUGAGAUAUUUCAUAUAAAACAAAUAUUAAAUAUUAUUAACAUUUAUAAUAUUAAUCUUUAUUUUCAUUUUAUUUUUAUAUUCUUAUUAUUAUUAUAAGUUUUAAUAAUAUUUAAUUUAUUAAUAACUCAAUCAGUUUGUGUACUAUUAAUACAGACUGGUUGCAGUAUUGGAAAUAUUUAAUUGACCAUAAUGUAUGAAAUUUCUCAAACUUGCUCUCAAAAUUUUGCCAGAGAAACCUGUAUGUUUUGAAUAAUAUUUUUUGUACUAGCACUAGUAUUAACAUUAUGUUUUAUGUAAGUAAUUCAUUUUGUUGUAUAUUUAAAAGCUCCACUUAGAUGUAAAGUGAUUUGAGCAUACAAUAUAUAGAUUGAAUCUAUAAAUUUAUCGUUUCAAUAAAAUUUAAAUUAUAGAUAAUGACACAAAAUCGAAGAGUAUAUGACCAAGAUAAUAUAUUUCUCUAAAAAUGACAGAUAAGAGCACACAGAACUUGAUUUCCUUCUUAGAAUGUAGUUAAUGUAUGUGUUGUGCUUAAAAGUUAGGAAUUAAGGAAUCGUAAGGAAUGGAUGUUGAUUUGUAGUUUUGUGAACUGUCGAAAUUUUGAUCUGAAAAGUUAGGAAUCUGGAUUCUAUUAUUUAUAAAAUUAUGAAUGGUUUUUUUCAAUAAAAUAUAAAGAAAUUA
Messenger RNA from Aethina tumida (small hive beetle), 4125 nucleotides. RefSeq names its product neurofilament heavy polypeptide. The record is from RefSeq and is a predicted model, not a curated record. The transcript is spliced from 9 exons. Bases 163 to 2394 code for a protein of 743 amino acids. Lineage: Eukaryota; Metazoa; Arthropoda; Insecta; Coleoptera; Nitidulidae.